Molecule: messenger RNA, 3888 nt
Organism: Malurus melanocephalus (red-backed fairy wren)
Lineage: Eukaryota; Metazoa; Chordata; Aves; Passeriformes; Maluridae
Gene: IFNGR1
Product: interferon gamma receptor 1
Exons: 7
Coding region: 97-1413 (438 amino acids)
Cellular component (GO): membrane
Molecular function (GO): cytokine receptor activity; cytokine binding
Source: RefSeq, a predicted model, not a curated record
GCGCCGGGACAGGGCGGAGCGGCCGCUCGGGAUCGCGGCGCGGUUCUGCGAGCGGGGCAGCCUCCGCUCGGUCCCCGCCAGCCCCUGCCGGGCGCCAUGCGGCUGCGGCUGACCCUSCUGGCGCUCUCGGCGCUGCUGGUGCCCCUCCGGAGCGCGGCUGUCCCCGGGGAGCGGCAGCCCGCAGUGCCUUCACCAAUGGAGAUGGUAAUAACAUCUGAAAAUUUUAAAACAGUUUUGCAUUGGCAGUACCCAUCUCUGUCUGAAACUCCUCAUUUUAUUGUGGAAAUCAAGCCUUACAAUUUAGGUCGCUAUAAGAAUGUCUCAACCUGUGUGAACACUUCAGCUCAUUUUUGUGAUCUCUCAGAGGAAAUAUGUGACCCUUACGUGUCUCAUUGGCUUCGAGUUAAAGCUGUUGUUGGGUCACAGCAGUCUGAAUAUGUUGAGACAAAUGAGUUUAUUUUGCAAAGGCAUGGCAAAAUAGGACCACCAAAACUGAAUCUCUCAAGACAUGGUGAUAAAAUCAUGGUUGAUAUUCACCAUCUUGUAUUCCCUCUUUCUUGUAUUGAAGACAUUUAUUCAAAGCUUAUGUACUUGGUGACUGUUCGGGAUAGUAAAAAUGAGACUGAAGAGCUCUAUGAGGACAACUGUACAAUGCAUAAGUGUAGCCUCAAAAUCCCAGUUCCUGAUGAAGUUUCCACUUACUGUAUUUCAGCAACAGGAAUUUUUGAUGAGCUGAUAGUUGGCACUCCAUCAGAGGAAAGCUGCACUUCUAUUCCUCUCAAGCAGACAUUGAGUACACAUAGUAUCAUCGUUCUGUGUGUUAUUAUUGGGAGCUUGACUGUAAUCCCGACAGUAUAUUGUGGCUGCAAGAAACUGAGGAAAAAGAACAUAACGCUGCCCAAGUCUUUGGCCAGUGUGAUGAGAAACCUGAACUCAGGUGCCUUACUGGGAUCAAAAUCAGAGGGGAAGUACAUAUCCGUGAUUAGCUUCCCGUCAGAUCACUCAGUGCUGCCAGUGAAUGGUGAAGUAACCUUGCUGGAAAUAGAUCCAGAAGAAGAAACUGUUACUCGUGAGCAGAAUUCCUCUGAAGGAGAAUCUUCUGUCCUUYCCUCAGAGGCACCAGCCAAAGUAGAAGAGGUGCCUGUGCAGGAAAGCACAGAGGAGGUGUCUUAUGAUGCUGAUGGACAAAAUGGUGAAAUAAAAGAGAGUUACUUCAGUUCUGACAGUAGCCAAAUGGAUACAUGCAGUAAGUCUUCAGGGGCAGAGAUUUCUACCACAGAAACACAGCAAACAGUCACUCCAAGCAGCUGCUUCAUCGYUUCUGGCUAUGACAAGCCUCAUGUUCCAUUAGAUAUGUUGAUGCUAGAUGUUGGUGAAGAACAGCCUGUGAAUGCUUACAGGCCAACUGAGUAACCAGGAUAACUGAAGUGUUUAACCACAACUCAGAAAGAGCAGCAUUACUGAAGGUUAUGGAAAGUCUGGGUUAAAYUCUGAACAUCUACAAGUUGCACUUGUUCUGAUCAGUACACAACUGAAAGUAGAGCYUGAAAAUAGCAUAAAAAGUGUGGGAAAGUUUUGUAAUAACCCUUUUUAGAAAUGCUUUUACAUAUGAUAUAACUCAUUAUUUCCUAUUUGAAAUAGUGCUUUUAAAUAGUGUUUUUAGCAAUACUCUGUAGAAAGCAUAACAAUUGACUGUAAAACAGCAGCUGUACCAUUAUUCACUUCURCUUCAAAUCCUUUUCGAAAUUAGUUCAAUGAGCGUAAUGCUUAAAAAAAUCCUUCAUUUGUUUAUGACAGACAUGUGCAAGAAAUUCUUCAUGCACAUGUCUGUCAUAUGUGAGAAUUUUUACCAUUACUGGAGGUAUCCUCUUGCGUUAUGUUUUUCUCUUGAAGAGUUUUUUUUUAAUAUUAAAUGCUACUAUUUCUUGUAAGUAAGAAUAUGCCUACAAGCUCUUCCURUAUAUCUUAAGAAUAUGAUUCCAUGUCAAAGGAGUAAGAAGCAAUGGCCAUAAACUAAGAACACAAGAAGCUCACCUCAAUAUGAGGAAGAACUUCUUUGCAUUGAGGGUGGUGGCAGAGCACUCAAAGAGGCUGCCCAAGGAUAUCAUGGAGUCUCUGUCUCCGAAGACAUUCAAAACCCACCUGGACACAUACCUGUGUCACCUGCUCUAGGUGACCCUGCCUUGCRUGGGAGUUGGACUGGAUGAUUUCCAGAGGUUCCUUCCAACCCURACAAUUCUGUGAAAGUACCAGUUAUUUGUUGUCUUUGCUGUUACUUCUGUACAGCAGCAUCCAUUUGGAUCACCUAGUGACAUGGGUARCCAUGUCACGUUCUAGAUAAUGCCUUAGCCUCCAGAAUGCCUUAGCAAGCUGACUGAUCAUCAUUUGAAAAAAAAGUCUAAAGGGUGGUUGCACAAAUUCUUUAGAAAAUGUCCUCAAAAUUCAAGAGCCUGCUUUCUUCUGGGGCAUUUUAAUCCUAAUUUUUAGAACAAUAGGUUCUUUAAAUAGAAAUCAAUACAACUUCUAAGYAUGUUUUCUAGCAGGAUGAAAAUCACUGUCAUUUUUCCCCUUUUUAUAACAUAACUCAGGAUUUAUGCAAAAUCACCCUCUAAAAAUAGAUCUCAAGACAACAGAAAAAUAGUGUAGCUAAGCUGUACUUCAUAAGUUGUAUUGUCAUCUGACAGCCUUCUGGAUUUUGUAUCCUAGAAACUAGUUUUCUUAAAAACUGAAGAACAAGAAUUUUAUAUUUUCAUAUUUUUUUCAUAUUAAAAUCCAUGCAAUCCUUUUAUUUUCCUUUAGUCAAGAUUUGAUUGGUAUUUUCUAUUUGUAGGAAAUGUUUAGAGCAAUUGUUAAUGAAGCUUAGUUCAGGAAAAAAGAAAGCUUUACRGGUAAAAGUUGCUCCAUUUAUGCAAAAUUAUGUUUUUGUUUUAAAAGACAUUUUAUGGGAUUAYCAGAAUUGUUAGCAUGUUAUAGCAGGUGAUUUUAAAGGACAACCAGUGUCACAGUACUUCUGUCCUUAACAAUUCUCAGUGACAUGAGUAUUCUUCAGGUGAAGUUGGCGUAAACUGCAAUUUCAGGAGUGCUUCCAUUCUUGUAUAUGUCAGRUGUUGACCACAAUGGUACAAAAGAUUUAAAGACAAUAGCUGUUUUUCCCAUCUCUGCUCACAGGAAGGUAACAAGAUCAUCAAAACCCUGCUAACCAGUUUAAGAGAAGCCAAAUAAAGCAGGUGAAUUUUGUAAUUAUGAUGUCAUGGAAAGCCCAGUUAGCAUUUGUUAGCUGGCUGUGAUUUGUUUCUGCAUUAUAUUCAAGCAUAGUGAGAUCCCCUAGCAACCUUUUCAAUGUCAUGUUCUGGRUUGAACUCUAGAAGGCAGUGGUUAAUGACUUACUCCUUAGGAUCCACUAAUGUGUAGGUAUCUCCAUGGUAGAAGUGCAGAAAAUAACUCUCUUUAGAAGCCUACAAGAAGGCUUUUUGAAAAUCAGCAUUAAUUGCACUUGAAACUWCAACUAAACUGACUUUCCAGGUAGUGAUGUGGUCCAUCACUGAAGCUUCUAUCAGGCUGUCUACUAAGGAGAUGAGCAGCUGCAUCUUGUGCAGAGRUUGGAGUUGAUAUAACUUCUUUCUGGGUUCGGAGGUUUGAUGAUAAACACGAAUUGUAGUAAAUACCUCAGGAAUUUAUAAAUGUCAGAAAAGUGUUUAAGUUAAACUUGUCUCUGAAGGGAUAAAGAGGGCAUUAGAAACUGUGAAGUUAACCUUGUUUUUUGGGAAGAAGUUUCUGAUCAGACAAUUUGCUGAGUAUUUUCUUUGCAACUGCUUAGAGUAUUUAACCUUGCAACUGAUAGCUUGUUUUCCUUCUGUCAGUUUUGUCAAAAAAAAACAAAAAACAAAA